UCUGCUUUGGGUUGAUCCAACAGGCUCAGCCGGUUCCUCCUCUCCAGCUCCGCCGCGGAGUCUUUCAUCAACUCCGAAAUGAGUCGAUGUUAAAAUUAAAAACUAAGGGAAUGAAAAGCUGGGAGUCACGGGGAUCUCUGUCCUGCUGGGUCUGAAUAAUCCCGCUGCGUGGGGGACCCACGGCACGGAGGCGGUGCAUCACUGUGCUCACCUCGGAAGGCCUCCGGAACGGGCUGAGGACCGAAGCAGCACCGAAGACCGAACCUAGGCCCGGUUACCGGCGGCUGGUUCCGCGGUGAGACGGAGGGAGAACCGGACCGGACCAGCCGGCGGCCAUGAGAAAAGCCCGGAGCUCAGUGGGAGAAUGCGGGGCCUCCCGGUGUUAGCUGUUCCGCGGCUCCAUGUAAGCCUCCCUCCCAGACAGCCGCAGCUUCCGGGCCCCAUCUGCUCUGGUUAAUCCACCAUGAGGGCCACCGGUAACAACAUGCUCCUGGCCUCCGCGGUGGUGGUGUGGGAAUGGCUGAACGAACACGGCCGCUGGAGGCCCUACAGCCCCGCUGUCUCCCACCAGAUCGAGGCCGCCAUCCGGAGCAGCGACCCCCGCGGAGGGAGCGUGGUUCUCGGCCAGGUGGACAGCAGGCUGUCGCCCUACAUCAUCGACCUCCAGUCCAUGCACCAGUUCAGACAGGACACAGGAACCAUCCGUCCCGUCCGGAGGACUUUUUAUGACCCGGCCUCCGCCCCGGGUCAGGGCUGGCAGUGGGAGUGGGAGAACGACGCGGGAACGUGGACGCCGUACGACAUGGAGGUGGCCAUCGCCAUCGAGAGCGCACACAGCCGCCAGCAGACCUGCCUGGACCUGACGCCGCUCGGGUUCUGCUACCUCAUCGACUUCAAGAACAUGACGCAGGUCAACAGGCAGAGCCAGCGGUGCCGUAGGAUCCAGCGGCGUGCAGACAUAGCGUACCCGCUGGUGUCCGGUCCACUUCCUGUCCCCAAAGGAGGAGGCGUCGGUGGAGGGGGGGGCCUAACCGGAGCGUUGCUGGGGGUCGGGGUGUCCGGAGCCAGCAUGGGGGUGGGCAGCUCCGUCACCUCCAACGGAGGCCUGCAGGUCCUGGGCCUGGGCCAGCCCUGCUCCUGCCAGCAGUGCAUGCUGGUCCUGAGCGUGAAGAGCAAUGCGGGCGGGGCGGGGGGCGGCGCCGCAGCCAUUCAGACUCUGAGCCGGCGAGCUUUAACCAUGCAGCGGCCCAAGAACUCUGCGGCUCCCGCGGUCAGAUCCCUGAGCCCGUCCAAAUCUGCCACACUGGGGCGGGGCCUCCAGCAGAACCCCGCCUACUACCAGACGCUGCCGCACGGCCUCGCCAUCACCAAAAACACCGCCUCGCCUCGGAGGAACGCCCAGCUCUUCGCCCAGUCGCUGGCCGCUCUCACCGCCGGUACCUCCUCCAUGGGCCUCUCCGUGUCUUCCAGCAGACCCCCCCCUCCGUCUCUGCCGCCGCCGCAGCCUCCCUGCAACCAGAACCCACCGUCCAUCCCGCCCAAGCUCUCCGCCUCCACCUCUUCAUCCAACGCCAACGACUCAGUGCCGACCGCCACAUUGAUCACCCCUGCCAGCAGCGUGACCACGCCCCCCUCCCCGGUGCCGUCUCCGUCGCCCGUGGUGAUGAAGCCGCAGCGUUCCGCAUCCACAACAGUGUGCCACGCCCCCUUACCGCAGCGGUCCAGUCUGGCCGGGCUGAGCAGGCCGGCGCUGCAGAGGAUCGCCAUGGCCCAGUCCAGAUCGCUCAUAGCAUCAGGCGUUCCCACCGUCCCGGUGAAAAACCUGAACGGGUCCAGUCCGGUCCACCCAGCGCUGGCAGGGAUCACAGGGAUCCUGAUGAGCGCUGCGGCGCUACCCGUCUGCCUGACCCGGCCGCCCAAACUAGUGCUGCACCCCCCACCUGUCAGCAAGAGCGACAUCAAACCCGUACCGGGCUUCAACCACUGCUGCAGGAAGACCACCAAGAAGCAGGUCCGCAAAGGAAAAACUCCAGAGGAGGUUGUGAAGAAGUACCUGCAGAAAGUAAAGAGUCCUCCAGAGGAGGACUGCACCAUCUGCAUGGAGCCGCUGGGAGGCCCGUCUGGAUACAAAGGUCCGGGCGUGGGCCCCGUCUCCAAGGCGGAGUCGGUGGGGCGGCUGGCCCAGUGUGGACACCAGUACCACUUCCAGUGUCUGGUGGCGAUGUACAACAACGGCAACAAGGACGGCAGCCUGCAGUGUCCCACCUGCAAAACCAUCUACGGCGUAAAGACGGGCAACCAGCCGGCGGGGAAGAUGGAGUACCACGUCAUCCCUCACUCCCUCCCGGGUCAUCCUGACUGCAAAACCAUCCGCAUCAUCUACAACAUCCCGCCAGGGAUUCAGGGACCAGAGCAUCCCAACCCAGGGAAGCCCUUCACUGCCAGAGGCUUCCCCCGACACUGCUACCUCCCAGACAGCGAGAGAGGACGCAAGGUUCUAAGGCUGCUCCUGGUGGCGUGGGACCGCCGGCUCAUCUUCUCUGUCGGUACUUCAAGCACCACAGGAGAAUCAGACACCGUCAUCUGGAACGAGGUCCACCAUAAGACGGAGUUUGGUUCCAACCUGACGGGUCACGGCUUCCCCGACCCGGGUCACCUGGAUAACGUCUUAGAGGAGCUCCGUGCUCAGGGCAUCACAGAGGAAGAUGCACUGGUAGAAAAGUGAAAGAGCUAAAGGAGUCGAAGAAGAGGAGGAGGCAGUGAUGAUGGACACAUGGCCUGAUGGAAAAAUAUCAGGAGGACUGAGGAAGACUCUUUCCCAGGACUAAGGAGGAGGAAGGCGACCUCAUUCUCCAGAGAGAGGAGAGCUGUCAGUGCUGGCUUAGCCUUUCAAUGCAACUUUCUCCAAUGUUCGUUUUUUAAACCAGCACAGAGAGAGAGGAGGAUGGGGGGGCAGGAGGAAGAGGAGGCCGAUGAAAUAAAAGAUUUAGGUACUAAAUAACAAGAGUGAGAAUGAAUGGGUACUAACAUCAAGGAGAAAACAAGUUAACUUUACUGAAUGAAAGGAAAUAAAAAGAAGGUAAAAAGCAGCAAAAACUGAAAGGAAAUGAUGGGAAGAGGAUGGAGGAGGAGGAGAAAAGGGAGGAGGAGUUGGAAAAGGUCAGCAGGAGGAGUGAAGAUGGUGUAUGAAUGUAGUUUAGGAUAGCAGUAGAAUUAACUUGUGGUACUUUCAGGUACUUGAGGGACCAACAGACAAGACUGGCUUUGUUCAUUUCACCCUGUGGUGAGGGGCGCCCCCUGGUGGGCUCUCCCAUGUCCUGCAGCUCAGCCAGUGAGCUGCUGCAACAAACCAGUUUUCACUCUCAUCCUCAUUUGGCGUCAUUUCGUUCUUUACCUCUUUGAUUUGAAGGCUCCUUCUGGAGCUGAAGAUUGUGAAAAAAAAACCUGAAGACCAGACUGCAGCUUCUGGGAGCUAUUGGGCCGCCUGUAGAAGAUAACCUUAGAUACGCAGGCACAUUUAUGUUCUUAUCAUUCUUUAGUCAAAUCAGACAGGCGUCUAGAUGCUCCUGUUUUUGUUUUUUUAUUGAGUGCUUGGAUUUAACCACACCUGACGGUGCAUUCACAGCCAAUAAAACCCCUCAGGGUGAACAGUGUUGGGUUAGGAGGAGACAAACUGCAGAGGUUUCUGCUGAGCCAAAUGGUUCUAUAAGCAACAAUUAUCCUGUCAGUGCUGCAUUCAAUGAACACAGUGUGUCAGAAUUUUGACCCCUUAAUAGUGGCUUUUCUGUUUUUUGAACCAAGCUUAAUGAAUUAAGAGUUUCUCAAAUGCAACCUGUUUUUCUCCCUGACACAGCAUUAAAAACAUCCAGGAGAUAAGAAACUUCUGACACGGUAAAGUCGAUGUGUUUUCCUGUAAAAAUGUCAG
This is a messenger RNA of Cyprinodon variegatus (sheepshead minnow), 3925 nucleotides long. Its product is annotated as E3 ubiquitin-protein ligase DTX1-like. Gene Ontology annotation, molecular function: zinc ion binding; ubiquitin protein ligase activity. The record is from RefSeq and is a predicted model, not a curated record. Gene Ontology annotation, cellular component: nucleoplasm. The transcript is spliced from 12 exons. Bases 464 to 2725 code for a protein of 753 amino acids. Gene Ontology annotation, biological process: Notch signaling pathway; protein ubiquitination. Lineage: Eukaryota; Metazoa; Chordata; Actinopteri; Cyprinodontiformes; Cyprinodontidae.